Messenger RNA from Polistes canadensis, 4971 nucleotides. RefSeq lists its product as uncharacterized. Lineage: Eukaryota; Metazoa; Arthropoda; Insecta; Hymenoptera; Vespidae. The record is from RefSeq and is a predicted model, not a curated record. The coding region runs from base 593 to 4030 and encodes 1145 amino acids. The transcript has 16 exons.
CUGUCUCGUUAGUUUAGCUCGAGUUCGGCGCGCGGCCGGUUCGUUCUUGUCGCGCGCGGGCGCGCCUAUACUUUUUCUUUCAUGAGAUCGAAACGUAACCAACGUCAUACUAUCGAUAAUCUUAGCCGGCUAAAAGUGUUGAAGAAAUUUCACGGUAAUAGUCGGGUUUUUUUAACUCGGCAUUGUGUAUUUACACAUUGAGACAUUCAGAGCGGUUCGUCAAUCCACUCUCGCAUAUUUUUCUCAUAUACGCGUUUAUAUAAAUUUGAUUACAAGUAGAAAUUAAGAAAGAAAAAACAGUAUAAGAGUCUCUUGAAUUAAAGAGAAAAAAAAGGAAAGACUGGGAAAGGACAUUAGAAGGGCAAACAGCCCUUAAAGACUUAAAAGACAUGACGCAACUUGAGUGUCGUCGAUAAACAGAAGAACGUAUUCCGGGUGCUUGUGUGGUCCCAUUUGUGAGAUUGGUGAGAAUCCUUGGUGACUGUGGUUAACGCGCGUAUACUACACUUCUUUACCAAGACCAAUCGGAAAAGUCUCAACGCCUGCACUCACAUCAGUGUCAAAGUUUCGUAUCAAAGAAGAAGGGUUACUCAUGUUGGGAGUGCUUAAGCGGCGCUGGAAGCCUUCGAAAAGGGCUUCCAGUGGCCGCGGAACUGAUUCGCCCCUAAACUCGGAUUUAGCACUGGACAAACCUCGACCGAUACCGUCUCCCAGACAAAUCCACCCUCUGUACGGAGAAAAGGCAGGGCUUUUAGGCUACUGCGAUACUGUCGGUAACACAGAAAACUUUCCACCAGCCCCUAAUAUUGUUGUAGAGGGUGGAAGAAUAGAGUUCGUGCGCCCCUCGCAAGAUGGCACUACGAUACCACGAAGAAAUACAAUGUCCCGAGGGUCACAAACUUUCAACGAUCAGUCGGAAAAAUCCGAUCCUGCGAAGGAGAGCCUCGAGGAGCGAGUUCACGAAUUGGAACGAGCACUGCAAGCGGAACGUCUCGUCUCUCAACGAGAUCGUGCUACGAUCACCAAACUUCAACGACAAAUUAACAAGAGGGAGGCUACGCAACGAGAUGUUGAACGAGAAAGACGACAACGAUUGGAGGCCGAAGCUCGGCUACGAGAAGCUACAGCUGAAGCUGAACGUGCGAGAUCUAGGGUACAUCAUUUACAAAGGGAAUUGGCAAGGAUGGAAGAAUCAUCGCGUGGAUUGUUGCAACACAAGCAAAGGGCCGAACAGUUGAAGCAAGAAAAGACCGCGCUCACGCUAUCCUACGAGGCACGAGUACAUCAGUAUCAGGUCCAGAUCUCAAAGUUGCAAUUGGAGAACGAGUCGAUGCGCGGUCAAUUGCGUGGAUUGGAAGCUGCCUGUGCUGGCGAGGUGCAUGCUGCCUUGGUUGCACGUUUGGCGACCUUGGAAAACGAACACGCAGCUCUGGCUCGUGACGCGGAUGCGCAACGUCGUCAAUACGAGCGGUGCCUCGACGACGUCGCCAACCAGGUGGUCCGUGCCCUUCUAUCCCAAAAGGGUUUCAGGGAAGAGAUCGGUGCGUUGCAGAGGCGCAUACGAGAACUCGAAGCUCAAAAUCGAGCGCUGUCGGGUCUCCUAGCUCAAGCAGCGAGUCCUGGAAGUCCCACUGAACUGAUACAAAAUAUACUCGAAGCUGGGCCAGCUGCAUUGGUAGCUGCCCUUAGCUUGGAUCCAUCCUGGGUUCCACUUUCUAGACCACGUUCUCUUAAUUUACAAAUACCCGUUAUGGCAGCUGCAACAAAGUGUCGACGAAACAGACCAACACUAGGUCAAAAACCUUCAACGGGUUCAGGAUCAGCGUCAAAUGGGACAACGGGUGCCGCGGAAGAAGAAGGUAGCGAGAGUCCUGAAAGUGGUAACAGGGAUGAGGGUUACUCGACAAUGUCGAGCGAUGUUCAAGGUGAAGGUGCUCGUCAAGAACCUUCCUCGCGUGGAUUGGAAGAUCUCAAAGAGGCAACCGAUGAGACCGAAGGCGACGUUUCACCGGACGCGCGUUUGAUCGCGUUAGAUGCCGGAGAUCCUGAUGUUCUCUUUCUACCUCUGAAUUUAACUCUUGGAAUUAAUCCACGGCACAGUUAUCCACCGAGCAAAGACCUUUUACCCUAUCAACACGUGAUGCGUAGCUUCUCGGACAGUCAUCUUUGUUUGAAACUCACUGCGACGAGUAAUUUCACGCCGUACAAAUUACCGAGCCCCAUGGGAUCCUCCUCCCUACUUCUCAUAGAAGAGGAGGGCUGGGAUGCCGAGUACGUACAGCAAUGGCUCAGAUUGGACGAUAGCAGAAGCGCUCAACAGCAUCGAGAUCUACUCGAGUUGGAAUAUGAUAGGGCGGAAUUGGAAGACUGGAGUUUUUCUUUGUCGACAGAGGACCUCGUUCAAACAGAAUCUACAACGUGGAAAGAAUCGAAUGCUUGUACCGCAAUACCUGCACUCCCUGCGAUCAAAGAACACAAUCCCUUGGAACUCGAAGAGGACGCGAAUGAAUGUUUGUGGAAUGGUGCCAGUUAUCUCGCCGAUAGAGCAGGGGGUGAAUUGGUUGCUCUAUUGAUGGACACGAGAACUGCCGGACCUUGGCCUUAUGCUUCAAGCCCUGGUGCUUCCUGGAGUAGCGAAGAAGGUGUUAUGGAAAAUUCGAGUAAAAGAUCAUCGGCUGCUCUAUCCGGUUGCAGCGAUGAUCCCGAUUCACCUUCGAUCGGCACCGAUUUCACCAGGGACUUUUAUAGAUUGGUUAAAUUCGAAAGUACCAAAAGUCUCGCGAGUACUUCCUCGAGAAGCGGGAAACCACCUACCGAUAGGGAACAAGCCCUUCAAAGCGUUCUUUCCUUCAUAGCCGAACAACAAAUGUAUUUGGCUGAAUUACCAAGUAAUUCUUCGGAACAAAACGAUACCCAAGGGCCACCGACGACCCAUUCGAUCGAAGAAAAUGCUGGAAAUAGAAGCGAAUGUCCUACCGUCGAAGGUGCUUCCAUCAAAGAAACGGAAAGAUCUCCGUCGUCGCAGGAAAGUGCUCAUUCGGAAAAUAUAAUCGAAGUGAGCAACAACGAGGAUGAUCCGCUUGAACAAAUAGCAGUACCUCCUUUGCAAACCGAAGAUAGAAUGCUCGGGGUUAUAGGGUCUAACAGUUUAGGGGCUGUAGGUUAUACAACGGUAGCACCCACAGAAUUGGUUGCUGUUCCCGAAGAAGAUGAGGAAGCGGCAACAUCUUCGACCCCUAGCACGGUUGUUAGCCCUGCGAGAGCACCACUCUUGGUCGAAGGUAGGGAUAGGUCGUUGAGCUUCCACGAACGAGCAACGUCGAAGGACGUUAUCGACGAAUUAAAUCGAAUGAUUAGAAAAGGGGAAGAUAGUACGGUCAGUCAAGACCCUCAGGUAGCCCUCGAAAAAUUGGAUCUUGCUUGCUGCUGCCCAACUGGUUGGGUUCACGUUGAACGUGAUAUCGACUUCACAGAUCCUAAGGCCAGAGCAAACCUUCUAGACGUGAUGUUAGCAAGUAGCGAAAGUUCUUCGGCAACCUCGAGCAGUGGUUCCGCAGGUAGCGAUUCCGGGGAUGAACCACCGGAUUAUCGACACUUACACAGGCUACAUCGUUACCGACGACAAAAGAAAGCAUCAGCGGCACAGGCACAACGCGUCCUAAGACCAUCUACCUGGGGAACCUCAAGGCCGUCCAUAAUCGACCGUGGCGAGGACUUUUUCGUGAGGUACGGGGAAAAGGAACGCGAGGCAGUGGCAUCGUUUGAUUUUCUCGACGAGAUAGUACCAUCCUCAUCAGCAUGCUCGGACGACGUUGCAUCCGAGCACGGUGGUGGUGGUGGUUCUGACAACAAAUUGGAUGUCGUUGUUGUUGUUGCCCCCACCCCCGCCCCCGCCGCCGAUUUGGACAACAAAAUUCUUCAAAUUUCGACUACAAUGACUUUGACGACAACGACGACAACAAAUUCCCUUGAAAUCGACGAAUUGACGAAACAACCCUACCACCUCAACGAGGAAGAACAUUCGCUUUAGAACGAGGAUACGAAUUUUCCACUUUUCUACUAUACGCUUUAUGACGCGAGAACACGAGAGAUAUAGAGGUGGUGCUCCUGGUGGUGGUGGUGGUGCUGCGUUAUUUUAUCUAAUUUUUCCUCUAAAAAGAAACAAAAACAAAAAUGAACAAAAAGAAACGUGUACGCGCCCCUCAAAUCUCGUGCCUAGUCCAACGAGCUGCUGGGAUAUAUACUGAGAGAGAGAGAGAGAGAGAGAGAAAGAGGAAUGAAAGGUAAAGAAUGAUAGGACCAAUCUACGUAUGAUUUGUGUGUAAUGUAUGUAUGCAUGCAUGUGUGUGUGUAUGUGUAUAUUCUUUCGAACUGCUGGUUGUUAAUAAGCGCUCUUUUCUAAGAGACCAAGAAAAAAAAACAAAUGAAAGAAAAACCACAUACGUGAGAACACAAUAAUUGUGUAUUUGUUUGUGAAAAGUAUAAAAAUAAUCCCGUAAAAAUACGAUCUCUCGUAAUCGUUUUAAAAAUAUAUGUGAGUAGAAGCAGCAUCUCUCAUCCCCACGUACGAGAGAAUAGAAUUAUUGCUUCCGGAUUCAUAUGAGGGGAAAACAAAAAGAUAAAUUAUAAAAUGAGGAAUUAAAAGAACAAAAAAAAAAAAAAUACAGAGAAAACAAUAUAUAUAGAUAUAUGUGAAACAAAUACACGUAUAACGUAAGUACCUAUUAGAAGCGUUUAGAAAACGCGUUGAUAAGGAUACAUGGUAGGAUAUCCCGGUAGGUUUUAAAACUAUAAGUACUUACUUACUUAAAAUUAAAAAAAAAAAAUAAAAAAAAAAUCGAAAAAAAAAGUAAAUACAUACAUAGGAACGUCGCCCAUUGGUCAACGUACUUAGAAAUCGACAUAUUGGGAUUUUUCUUCGUAGAAGAAUUAAAAAAAAAAAAAAAAGAAAAAAAGAAAAAAAGAGAGAAG